AGAUUAUUAAAAUUAUUAUUACAAUUAUCAUGAUUAUAGAAAAUUUGAAUAUUUAUUAACGUUAUUAGCAGUAGUAAUAUUAUUUGAUAUCUUUACUACUCAUCCGAACAUAAGGUAAGUAAAGUGCCCAUAGAUACAUAUUCUGGUACAGAAGGUGGCGGUAUGCACCUUUUUAAAGUCAUGGAUGCCACCCGCCAUUAAACCAAAAGAAGAAGAAGAAGAAGAAGAAGAAGAAGAGGGAAAACGUCUGAUCAGCCCUGCUCCAGUAGGUGGCGGUAAUGCACCUAAAACUGUUUUAACCAAUCACCAACACCGAAGAAGAGGAGGAAAAGCGUUUUUGAAGUUGUUGUGACAACUGAAAUAACCAUUCGAUAUGGAGACAGCAGUGGAAAACCUUGAGUUAAUGUUCUCAAAGUCAGAAGCGGGGUUGGACCACAUUGAGAAGCGCCUGAAACUGGACCUCACUAACCAUACUGCAGAGAAUGGACGUUUCCCUGAGAAGAAUACACUGUCAGCUACACUGUGCCUGCAGGAGAACCCCGCCAUGAUGCUGGAGAGACUGAGAGCCAUUAAAGACAAGCACACUGCGUUGUGCUCUCAGAUGACAGAGAUUGCAGCUGCACAAAAAGAGUCCAUGUUCUCCACCAGAGAGAACAUCAACAGGGCCGCCGCGCUGAUUCAACACUUUGCACAGACCGGCAUGGAGGUUCACUCUCUGGCUGAGUCGGUGCAGAAGCUAGAAGAGCUCUCCAUCAAAAUAAAGUAAAAUAAAAAUACUUCGUAUAGGCUAAA
Molecule: messenger RNA, 792 nt
Organism: Doryrhamphus excisus (bluestripe pipefish)
Lineage: Eukaryota; Metazoa; Chordata; Actinopteri; Syngnathiformes; Syngnathidae
Gene: ska2
Product: spindle and kinetochore associated complex subunit 2
Biological process (GO): cell division; mitotic cell cycle; chromosome segregation
Cellular component (GO): spindle microtubule; outer kinetochore
Molecular function (GO): microtubule binding
Source: RefSeq, a predicted model, not a curated record